AUGGAGGAGGAGACGCCGCCGCUCCCCGCAGGGCCCUGUGUCGCCGCUGCCGCCGGGCGGAGAAGGCUGCCCAACCGGGAGAGGCCCGCCGCCGAGGCCGACGCCCUCAGCCAGAUCGCCCGGCAGGCUGAAGCCAGGCUUGCGGCAAAGCGAGCAGCACGCGUUGAAGCUCGGGAAAUCCGAAUGAAGGAGCUUGAGCGGCAGCAGAAAGAGAUCUAUCAAGUUCAAAAGAAAUAUUGUGGUCUGGAGGCAAAGUUUGGUGACAUCGAGCAGUGGAUGGAAGACACUGAGCGUUACAACCGUAAAUCGAGAAGAUAUACUUCGGUUUCAGAUGAAGAUGAGCGUAUGUCAGUGGGUAGUCGUGGAAGCCUAAGGCCUUCGGAAUACAGUUACUACCUUGGCUCAGGAUCUCGGACUUCUUCUAGAGCUAGUUCUGCUCGUGCGAGUCCAGUGGUGGAAGAGCGGCCAGACAAAGACUUUGAGCGGGGGGUUCGCACUGUGUCAAGUUUGUCAGCAGCUACCUUGGCCUCCCUGGGCGGAAGCUCUUCACGGCGGGGCAGUGGAGACACCUCCAUUUCCAUUGACACGGAAGCAUCGAUUAGAGAAAUCAAGGACAUCAGUGAGUUAAAGGACCAGAUUCAGGAUGUAGAAGGAAAAUACAUGCAGGGAUUGAAGGAAAUGAAGGACUCCCUAGCUGAAGUUGAGGAGAAGUACAAGAAGGCUAUGCUUUCAAAUGCUCAGCUAGACAAUGAGAAGACAAAUUUCAUGUACCAAGUAGAUGCUUUAAAGGAUGCCUUGUUAGAACUGGAAGAACAGCUGGCAGAAUCCAGAAGACAGUAUGAAGAGAAAAACAAGGAUUUUGAAAGAGAAAAACAUGCUCAUAGUUUAUUGCAAUUUCAAUUCAUGGAAGUCAAAGAAGUUUUGAAGCAAAGAGAAGAACUACUUGCAGAAAUCCAACAGCUGCAACAGAAACAGGAGGGCUGCAUCAGGGAAAUGUCUGAUCUUCAAGAGACAAUAGAGUGGAAAGAGAAAAAGAUAGGGGCAUUAGAGAGGCAGAAAGAGUUCUUUGAUUCCAUACGAAGUGAGCGAGAUGAUCUUAGAGAGGAGGUGACUGUGCUGAAGGACCAGCUGAAGAAGCAUGGAAUAAUCCCUAAUACAGAGGUAGCUACCAACGGAGAAACUUGUGACAGACUUUCAUUGUCUAGUGAUGCUGUUAAGUUAGCUGAAGAUGGCACUCUUGACAUACGACUGAAAAAAUUAGUUGAUGAACGAGAGUCUUUACUUGAACAGAUUAGAAAAUUAAAAGCACAACUGGAAGAAAAACAGACCAGUAAAACUGAUAAUUUACAUUUGGAAGACGGAAUCGUAGAAAAUGGCACAGAAACACAUGUGAUUGAUAUUCAAAGAGAUGCAAAUAGACAAGUUAGCGAUCUCAAGUUUAAACUUGCAAAGGCUGAACAAGAGAUAACUGCGCUGGAGCAGAAUGUGAUACGACUGGAAAGUCAAGUGGCUCGUUAUAAAACGGCUUCAGAAAAUGCAGAAAGGACAGAGGAUGCGCUGAAAGCAGAAAAACGUAAACUCCAAAGAGAGCUUCGUUCAGCAUUAGAUAAAACAGAAGAGCUUGAAGUCAGCAACGGUCACCUCCUGAAAAGGCUUGAGAAGAUGAAAGCCAAUCGGAGCGCUCUGCUUUCUCAGCAAUAGAUGGCAGUUUUCCCUGGAAACCACUUGACAAAACGGCAGCUGUUCUGCAAAGGCUG
This is a messenger RNA of Heteronotia binoei (common prickly gecko), 1757 nucleotides long. RefSeq names its product LRR binding FLII interacting protein 1 (gene LRRFIP1). Gene Ontology annotation, biological process: regulation of transcription by RNA polymerase II. The record is from RefSeq and is a predicted model, not a curated record. The transcript is spliced from 20 exons. NCBI's taxonomy places the organism in Eukaryota, Metazoa, Chordata, Lepidosauria, Squamata, Gekkonidae. Bases 1 to 1701 code for a protein of 566 amino acids. Gene Ontology annotation, molecular function: DNA-binding transcription factor activity, RNA polymerase II-specific; RNA polymerase II cis-regulatory region sequence-specific DNA binding.